Aquila chrysaetos chrysaetos is the source of this 3460-nucleotide messenger RNA. RefSeq names its product GTP dependent ribosome recycling factor mitochondrial 2 (gene GFM2). The coding region runs from base 172 to 2616 and encodes 814 amino acids. The record is from RefSeq and is a predicted model, not a curated record. NCBI's taxonomy places the organism in Eukaryota, Metazoa, Chordata, Aves, Accipitriformes, Accipitridae. Gene Ontology annotation, molecular function: translation elongation factor activity; GTPase activity; GTP binding. Gene Ontology annotation, cellular component: mitochondrion. The transcript has 21 exons. Gene Ontology annotation, biological process: mitochondrial translation; ribosome disassembly.
AGUGGGACAGCGUGGGGGCACCGCUGCCGUCCAGCUCCGCAAAGGGCAGCGGCGGCUCUAGGAGACGGCCUGUGGCUCCUGAGGCGAGGGGAUGGGAGUGGGCCGGCGGGCAAGCCUCCUUCCCUUCACUGUGAAACUCUACCCCGAAGCGCCGAGUCGCCGGCGCGCGAUAUGGCUGUCUCCUUAAAUAAGCAGCAGCCAGCUAGGAAUGCUUCUGGAGCCUCUGCCCUUGGGCUUUGUGUCGCAGUGGUUUUGGGAACAGCUUUAGAGAUGGGAGCUACAAUGUUGAGAAUUACGAGGAAGUUUUCAGUGAACGCACUGAAGUCAUCGAGUUUGUGCAAUGAGCAUGUGUAUUUCAGGAAGACAAAAAUGAGAGUCGUAAGUGUGACAGAGCAAAACUGCAGUCUAAGAAACUACAGUUCUGCACCAGGGGAUGUUAAGUCUCUGCGUUCUGUCAUUAAUCCUCAUAUAUCCAGAAUCCGAAACAUUGGCAUUAUGGCCCACAUUGAUGCAGGGAAGACUACGACAACGGAGAGAAUGCUGUAUUAUUCUGGAUACAUAAGAACACUUGGAGAUGUUGAUGAUGGGGACACAGUGACAGAUUUUAUGGUACAGGAGCGAGAACGUGGUAUUACCAUUCAGUCUGCUGCUGUUACAUUUGACUGGAAGGACUACAGAAUCAAUCUGAUUGACACCCCAGGUCAUGUGGACUUUACAGUGGAAGUUGAGCGUUGCUUGAGAGUCCUGGAUGGAGCUGUAGCGGUGUUUGAUGCUGCAGCUGGUGUUGAGGCCCAAACUCUGACAGUGUGGAGACAAGCGGACAAACAUCAGAUACCACGAAUUUGCUUUUUGAACAAGAUGGACAAAAACAGGGCAAGUUUUACAUAUGCUGUUGAGAGUAUCAAACAAAAGUUGAAGACAAAACCUUUGCUUUUACAGCUCCCCAUUGGGGAAGCCAAGACCUUCAGAGGACUGGUUGAUGUUGUGACUAAGGAACAAAUAAUUUGGAAACCUACUUCUGAUUUGGAUGAUGGGAAAAAUUUUGAGCAAAAGCUGCUGCGGGAGGCUGAUGAUUCCAACCUGUUCCAAGAAGUCCAGGAUGCCAGAAAUACCUUAAUAGAACAAGUUGCAGAUCUGGAUGAUGAAUUUGCUGAACUGGUUCUAGGAGAAUAUAGUGAAAAUUUUGAUUUAAUACCAGCUGACAAGUUACGGUCUGCUAUCCGCAGAAUCACGCUAGCUCGGAAAGCGGUGCCUGUGCUCUGUGGCAGUGCACUGAAGAACAAAGGAGUGCAGCCAUUGCUGGAUGCUAUUACUAUGUACUUGCCUGCACCUAAUGAGCGUUCAUAUGAGUUCCUACAAUGGUACAAGGAUGACCUGUGUGCCCUAGCAUUUAAAGUUCUCCAUGAUAAAUGUCGUGGCCCACUAGUUUUUGUUCGCAUUUACUCAGGUUCACUGAAACCUCAAUCAGCUGUAUAUAAUAUUAACAAAAGUUGCACGGAGAGGAUGAGCCGGCUGCUCCUGCCUUUUGCUGAUCAGCAAAUUGAAAUACCGUCACUAAUGCCUGGCAACAUUGCCCUUACUGUUGGGUUAAAACAGAGUGCCACUGGAGAUACCAUAGUGUCGUCAAAGGCUUCAGCAGUAGCUGCAGCACGCCGAGCUGGAAGGGAUGCUGGGGGAGAGAAGAGGUCUACCAGUGAUGUAGAGAGCCUUCUGCUGGCAGGUGUUGAGAUCCCUGACCCUGUCUUCUUCUGUACAGUUGAACCUCCUUCAAUGGCCAAACAACAAGAAUUGGAUAAUGCAUUGAGCUGCCUUCAGCGUGAAGAUCCAAGUUUAAAAGUGAAGCUAGAUCCUGACACAGGCCAAACUAUUCUUUGUGGCAUGGGAGAACUACACAUAGAGAUCAUUCAUGACCGAAUCAAACGUGAAUAUGGAAUUGAGACUUAUUUGGGACCUCUUCAAAUAGCAUACAGAGAAACCAUCCUAAAUGCUGCCCAAUCUACAGAUACAUUGGACAAAACAGUAGGAGAUAAACGACACUUUGUAACUGCAGAGUUAGAAGUGAGGCCCAGGUUAGGGGAGAAAGCAACAACAAAACCCGUCAUCGAGUACGCUGCGAGUGUCAUUGAAGCGCUACCCCAAGAACUCCAAGGAGCUAUAGAAAAUGGAAUCACAAAUUCAUGCAUUCAAGGACCCUUGCUUGGAUUCCCAGUUCAGGAUAUAGAUGUGACAGUGCAAUCGCUGACGGUGCAUCCUGACACCUCCCACACAAUGAUUUCAGCCUGUGUCUCCCGUUGCAUGCAAAAGGCUUUGAAAAAAGCUGGUAUACAAAUACUGGAGCCCCUAAUGAACAUAGAAAUCACAGUAAGUGAAGAUCAUCUCAGUGCAGCACUUGCUGACCUUGCACAGCGGAGAGGUACUAUUCAGGAAAUCCAGAGUCGUCAAGAUAACAGAGUUGUGGUUGCUGCUGUUCCACUAGCAGAAACAAUGGGCUACUCCACAGUUUUGCGUACUCUAACAUCAGGCUCAGCAACCUUCACUUUGGAGCUUGCCAGUUACCAAGCCCUGAACAGUCAAGAGCAAAGUGCACUUCUUCAGAGAAGGAUGGGGCUGGUGUGAUUGCUUUACUCUAUAGAAAAGUAAAGGUAUUUUCUAUCCACCCUGUUAAAUAUUUUCAAGAGCCUACUUAUGUACACCAGUACGUUCUUCUGGGACCAACUGGUUGUGGUAAAUGAUAAAUUAGCAGCUGUAUGAGCAGACUGUGCUUUUAACUGUCCAAGGGAAGGUUCAAGAGACUGCGUUCUUCUGCCACAGCCUUGUAAUUGCAAAGCAGCCGAACCAGAGAUGCAACCACACUUUGCUGCUUUGCAAAUUCUUAUCUUACAGGUAUCUGCAAUGAGAAGUGAUGCAAAUCCUCUUCAUAGAAAUGAGUGCUAUGUGCACCUAAAUGUGCCAUUAGGACCGUUUCUUACUUUAGUAAGUAAAGUUUGUGAAGUUCAUGUCUAUAAAUGAAAUUACAGUUUUGGCAGUCUUUAUCUUGAUUUGCUUUCAGCUGAAUAAAAGAAUAGGGUUAAUAAGCAUUUUAAGCUGUACAACCAUAAGUAUUACUUCCUGUAUUGUUAGAAACCAGUCUGAACCAGAGUUCAGGACUUGGUGUAACUGCUACCUGAGCAGUUUUAGCAAAUAAGUGGAAUGGAUACUUCUGCAAAUUGAGUAAGAUCUGUGCAAAAAAUACAAAGAAUACAAAAAAUACAAGAAAUGCAGAGUUUGCCCCUGAGAACAAUCCCUACCUACCACCCUGGGGUCUGUUGAGGGAGGAGGUUUUUUUUAUUUGAGUGAUUUAAGCUGUAAUGGUUCUGAUUUGCUAUGUGUUACAAGUCAGUUCUGAUUUGUAAUUACCCUGUUACAUAGAAAAGUGGCAAAUUAUAAGAUACUUUGAAAUAAAAAGAGAGUUUCCUCUUUA